Molecule: messenger RNA, 2768 nt
Organism: Trichechus manatus latirostris (Florida manatee)
Lineage: Eukaryota; Metazoa; Chordata; Mammalia; Sirenia; Trichechidae
Gene: SSBP2
Product: single stranded DNA binding protein 2
Exons: 18
Coding region: 105-1112 (335 amino acids)
Biological process (GO): positive regulation of transcription by RNA polymerase II
Cellular component (GO): nucleus
Molecular function (GO): protein binding; single-stranded DNA binding
Source: RefSeq, a predicted model, not a curated record
UAGUGGGGGUGGCUGCGUGGGUCGCCAUGGGGACGGGGCUGUUCCCGGGGAGGCUGUGAUGGGUUGACAGGUGCGUGACAGUGGGAGCUGCUCUCGGCACAAGCAUGUACGGCAAAGGCAAGAGUAACAGCAGCGCCGUCCCGUCCGACAGCCAGGCCCGGGAGAAGUUAGCACUCUACGUAUAUGAAUAUCUGCUCCAUGUAGGAGCUCAGAAAUCUGCCCAAACAUUUUUAUCAGAGAUAAGAUGGGAAAAAAACAUCACAUUGGGGGAACCACCAGGAUUCUUACAUUCUUGGUGGUGUGUAUUUUGGGAUCUCUACUGUGCAGCUCCAGAAAGACGGGAAACAUGUGAACACUCAAGUGAAGCAAAAGCCUUCCAUGAUUAUCCUUUUAUGUCACCUCGGUACCCUGGAGGUCCAAGGCCCCCACUGAGGAUACCUAACCAGGUAAGAUUUAUGUCCAAUUUUAAAGGAGCAAAACCAUUGAUUCCGACUCAUAGCAACCCUGUAGGGCAGAUUGGAAUCCACCAUCCACUCCUUGGAAACCCGAUGGGACAACUUACUACUCCAAAGUCUGACCCUUGGUUAUCAUUACAGAACUAUGGAGGUGCAAUGAGACCCCCACUGAAUGCUUUAGGUGGCCCUGGAAUGCCUGGAAUGAACAUGGGUCCAGGUGGUGGCAGACCUUGGCCAAACCCAACAAAUGCCAAUUCAAUACCAUACUCCUCAGCAUCUCCUGGGAAUUAUGUAGGUCCUCCAGGAGGUGGAGGGCCACCAGGAACACCCAUCAUGCCUAGUCCAGCAGAUUCAACCAACUCUGGAGACAAUAUGUAUACUUUAAUGAAUGCAGUACCUCCUGGACCUAACAGACCUAAUUUUCCAAUGGGCCCUGGGUCAGAUGGUCCAAUGGGUGGCUUAGGAGGAAUGGAAUCACAUCACAUGAAUGGCUCUUUAGGCUCAGGAGAUAUGGACAGUAUUUCCAAGAAUUCUCCCAAUAAUAUGAGCCUGAGUAAUCAACCGGGCACUCCAAGGGAUGAUGGCGAAAUGGGGGGAAAUUUCUUAAAUCCUUUUCAGAGUGAGAGUUACUCCCCUAGCAUGACAAUGAGUGUGUGAUCCAUUACCAAGUCUCCUCAUGGAAACCACAGUGAGUCAGCCCUUCACAGAACUACUACGGAAGAAAAUUAUCCAUCACAAUGUACAGUUAAACAAAGGAAUCUCAGUCAUACCAAACCAACCUUUUUAUUUCCUGCUCUCUCCCCUGUUUUGUGAAGAAAGCGGAUCCAAACGUGAUUCAAACAACUGUACGGAGUGGCAUAUUAGAAUUGCCCCAAACUGAACUGCAACUACUUAUCUGUGUAUGUAUAUGUGUGGGAAAGAGAAUGUAUUGUAUAUGUGUAUGUUAUAUGGACAUAUGCACAUACAUGCAUUGACCCACAGGACAUUGUAAAAUAUCACAUGACAUAUUAAGUAGAAGUAAGUAGGGACUUUUAUUCCAUCCUUUUUUUCACGUUUACAUUUUAAUUAUUAAAAGUUGCUCCUGCCCCUCCCUGAACUAUUUUGUGCUGUGUAUAUCACUGCUUUAUAUAAGUUAUUUUUUAAGGUGAACUCAGAUGUUAUGGUUUUGUAAAUGUCUGCAAUCAUGGAUAGGAAUAAAAUUGCUUAUUUGAGAGCUUUCAUUAAAUUGUGUCUGAUGCAAGUUAUCCUGUGAAUCACAAAGCGUAUUGUCUAACAAAAUAGAAGAAAGUGUGUCUUCUUCUUUAUGUCAAAUCAAACACUUUCUCAGUUACCUUCGGUGAAAAGUACUUGUGUACUAUUCACUUAGGAAAGACACUUAAAAUCAGCAGAAGCUUACCUGGAGCCUAACACAGUAUAUUUCUGCAAUAACUACUUUAAGUGGAAUUUUUGAUUUGUUUGUCUUAGAUGAUAUAGAAAAUCAUAAAUUAACUCCAAUUGCUUAGACACAGCAAUAAAGUGACAUGAGUUGUCAUAUUUUUAGAAACAAGUUUUCUCUUUAACGUGAUGAAGCCCAGAAGUGAUAACAAAGUCAUUUGCUUGAAUUUGUCACUUCCUCAGGAGGAGUACUAGAGCUAAAUUUUUAAUACCAUACUUAUGUGAAAUGGUCUCUAAUUUUUAUUCAGACUUCUUGUGAACAUUUCCACAUAGACUUUGCAAAGCAGAUGCAGUGAAAUGAUUGAGACUUUCAGCACCAGGGAAGAGGAAUUUUUAUGAUAUCUGAGGGGCUCUGGGGUGCCGCUUUUCUACCCAGGUAGCAGAAUUGACUGGUAAAGUCCACUCUGUGUGUACCUCCUCACUGGCAGCAAAGCACCUGCUCUGUUCCCAAGAUAUAGGGGUUUGAUUCAGAGGCAAAUCAUCUUAGUAACUUCACUUCAUCUGCCCUUUGACUUCAGCAGACUAAAUCCAUAUUGGGUAACUAUUCAGAAAAGAGUAAAUGUUUUUUAAAAAAUUUUCCACUUCCCUUACGAAAGCAUCUGUUGUAUGGCGCUUUCCAGGCCUUUUGUUUGUGUGUGUGUUUCAUUACAUGUACAAACACCUAAAUCACAAUAGAAAAGUGAGUAAUUUUAUACUCUAAAAGAUAACUUGGUGAUCCUUUCUGUUAUAAUUGGGAUACAAAUAUCCGUUGACAAACAUCAACUAUAUAUCCAAACUCCAGAGACUAUUGAAAGCAUUGUUUAAUCUCAGGUAAGAGGACCCUUCUGCUUCCUUUAGGCUUAUGGUCUGUAAAGUGAAGAGUAUACUUGCUAGUUCCUG